AUGGAUGACAGCUGGAAGGACCCCAGCAACUUGCAGACCAAGUUACAGAAGCAUCAGACAUUUGAGGCGGAGAUCAAAGCGAAUCGCAACCGGCUGGAUGCCAUAAAAGCUGAUGGAGAGAAGAUGCUGCAAGCUAAUCAUUAUGCAUCUGAAGUCAUUCAGACAAGACUCAAUGAAAUGGAAGAGCUUUGGGUUGAACUUCAGGAAAAAUGUGAUGAAAAAGGAAACAAGCUCCAGGAUGCUUAUAAGGCACAGCAGUUUCAGAGGAGCAUUGAUGACUUGGAGAAGUGGUUGGACCAAGUGGAAGCCAAGCUGGAUUCUGCUAAUAAAACUAAAGAUCUAAUAACACUUGAGAAACUUGGCGAGCUUGAAGAGAGCAUCGCAAGCCAUGGGGAGAGACUGCAAGUCCUGGCAAAUAAGACUCGUGAAUUCCGACAAGAAGGACACUUCCUGGCAGAUGAAUUGGAAGACAGAGUCAGAAUUCUAGUUCACAGGUACAAGAGCCUUAAUGAUCCUCUACAGGAAUGCAGAGCAGCUCUGGAAAGCAAGAAUCUACUUGAUCAAUUUUUCCGGGACAUCGAUGAUGAGCUAUCAUGGAUACAAGAAAAGAUGCCUCUCGCCUCCUCCAAGGAGUGUGGACAAUCACUGACUACUACACAAGCCUUAGUGGAGAAGCACCAGAAUUUGGAAAAUGAGAUCAGCAGCCGUGAGGCUUUGACCAAAGCUGUGAUGGGCACUGGGCGCAAGCUGGUAAGAGGCAACCAUUUCGCUAGCAAAGACAUUGACGAGCGGCUGCAUCAGCUGGAAGUGGCUGUAGAAACAUUAAAAGCCGAAGCUGAACGUAGGAGAAUAAGGCUGACACGGGCCUGCGAAGCCCAGCAAUUUCUCACAGAGCUUUUGGAGGCUGAAGUGUGGAUGGCAGAGCGAGGCUUUGUCAUUAAAUCACCUGAUAGUGGUAAGAACCAGGAAUCCACACAAACACUGCUUCGCAAGUUGGACACCACCAUCCGUGACCUGGAAGGUUUCUCUCUUAGAAUUGAAAAAUUAAGAGACACGGGCAAAACCUUGCAAAUUGACAGCGACAGCCCAGAAAGGUAA
This is a messenger RNA of Nanorana parkeri, 1098 nucleotides long. RefSeq names its product spectrin beta, non-erythrocytic 5 (gene SPTBN5). Gene Ontology annotation, biological process: actin cytoskeleton organization. The transcript is spliced from 6 exons. NCBI's taxonomy places the organism in Eukaryota, Metazoa, Chordata, Amphibia, Anura, Dicroglossidae. Gene Ontology annotation, molecular function: actin filament binding. Bases 1 to 1098 code for a protein of 365 amino acids. Gene Ontology annotation, cellular component: cell junction; cell projection; cortical actin cytoskeleton. The record is from RefSeq and is a predicted model, not a curated record.